UGAGAGAUUUAAUGCAGUUUCGUGUGCAACCAAACAGCCGAGCUUGGUGGCUAGCGAGAGAAAAUCAUCGAGAUUUUUGUAUCCUCGCCUUUCAGUCUUUUCAAUCCCGUAGGAAGUUAAAUCAGUCUCUGAAACUACCGCUCAUCUGCUUGCGGAAAGUGUACUGUGGAAUAAGGACGUUUUUAGGGGAGGGGGGGUUGAGCUGGCUAGCUGGCGUAGAAAAGGCAACCACGGCUACGCAGCGAGUAGGACGACCAGGGAGAGCCGGGAGGACCACGGCACAACCGCCGCUAACGCCACGGGGAGUCGGGGCCCGAGAGGGAGCCUGCCAGGCCCUCGGCUUGAUGCGCCCUGCCUGCUGCGCCUCAGCCGCACUCCGAGAUGGGGGAGACGAAAAUUAUUUACCACCUCGACGACCAGGAGACACCAUAUUUGGUGAAACUGUCUGUGCCAGCGGACAAAGUCACUUUGGCAGACUUCAAAAAUGUCCUGAAGAAACCAAAUUACAAAUUCUUCUUCAAAUCCAUGGACGAUGACUUCGGGGUGGUAAAAGAGGAAAUAUCUGACGACAACGCUAAGCUGCCCUGCUUUAAUGGACGUGUGGUGUCAUGGCUAGUCUCUGGAGAUGGCGCCCACACAGAUGCAGGUUCCGCAGGCUCAGUGGCAGACUUGGAGGCAGCACCCCCUUUGGAGAGGACAGGGGGAAUCGGAGACUCACGACCACCUUCUUACCAUGGGAAAGCAGCAAGCGGCCGGGACAGUUUGGACAACGACACUGAGACAGGCUCUGUAGUGUCGCAAAGAAGGGAGAGGGAGAAGCCCAGGCGAAAACACAGUGACCAUGGCGGAAGGCAGAAUGGUUACUCAUCACGGGCAGUGGGACGUGGAGUCGCAGAGUACGACAGCUGCUCUUCUUUCAUGAGCAGCGAGCUGGAGUCCACUUCCUGCUUUGAUUCAGACGAUGAUGAUGCUACCAGCAGGUUUAGUAGCUCCACAGAACAAAGCUCCUCUCGUUUAAUGAGACGACAUCGGCGCCGUCGGCGGAAACCCAAAGCCUCCAAUCUGGACAGAUCAUCAUCAUUCAGCAGCAUCACAGAUUCCACCAUGUCUCUCAACAUAAUCACGGUUACUCUCAACAUGGAGAAGUACAACUUCUUGGGCAUCAGCAUUGUGGGCCAAAGUAACGAGAGAGGAGACGGAGGAAUCUACAUUGGCUCCAUCAUGAAGGGUGGGGCAGUGGCUGCAGACGGACGUAUUGAGCCCGGGGACAUGCUGUUGCAGGUGAACGACAUCAACUUUGAGAACAUGAGCAAUGAUGAUGCAGUUCGAGUGCUGAGGGACAUUGUGCACAAGCCUGGUCCCAUAACUCUGACUGUUGCCAAAUGCUGGGAUCCAAACCCACGGAGCUGCUUUGCUCUGCCGAGAAGUGAGCCAAUUCGACCAAUUGAUCCUGCUGCGUGGGUGUCUCAUACCGCAGCAAUGACUGGGGUGUAUCCCCCUUACGGCAUGAGCCCCUCCAUGAGCACCGUCACCUCCACAAGCUCCUCCAUCAGCAGCUCCAUUCCAGAAACUGAACGUUUUGAUGACUUCCACCUCUCCAUUCACACUGACAUGGCAACGGUUGCUAAGGCCAUGGCAUGUCCAGAGUCAGGCCUGGAAGUGCGAGACAGGAUGUGGCUGAAGAUCACCAUCGCAAAUGCCUUUAUUGGUUCUGAUGUGGUGGACUGGCUCUUCCAUCACGUGGAAGGCUUUACAGACCGCAGAGAAGCCCGUAAAUACGCCAGCAACUUGCUGAAGGCUGGCUACAUCCGACAUACUGUCAACAAGAUCACCUUCUCUGAGCAGUGCUACUAUGUGUUUGGAGACCUGUGUGGCAAUAUGACCCACCUGUCUCUCCAUGACCAAGAUGGUUCAAGUGGGGGCGCCUCAGAUCAGGAUACCCUCCCUCCUCUGCCUCACCCCGGGGCAGCUCCGUGGCCUAUGCCUUUGCCCUACCAGUUCCCCAUCCCUCACCCAUAUGACCUGUCACAACCCUUCCAUGGUGGGCCAGCUGCUGGCAGUGCAGGAAGCCAGCACAGCGAAAGCAGCGGUUCGAACUGCAGCAAGAACGAAGGGCGGAAAUCUGGCGGCAGCGGGAGCGAACCUGAGAUCAGGAGCCACCGAGCUCCCAGCGAGCGCUCCGUGGCUCCCCCUAGCGAGCGAAGCGUCCGUAGCUCCUUGAGCCACCGCAGUGCCCACUCCCAUUCGUUAGCCUACGGGCAAGGCCUCAUCUACGGGCCGCCCGGCUUGCCCCCGCAGCCGCCACAUCUGCCUACGGCGGCCCCCGGCGCCCCGCCGGGCAGGGAACUGGCCUCGGCCCCCCCUGAGCUCACUGCGUCACGCCAGUCCUUGCGGAUGGCCGUGGGCAACGCUGGCGAGUUCUUUGUAGAUGUCAUGUGACUCGGGUUAGAGGGCGAUCGGUUGAGAGAGUAGCAGACUGGGUGUGAAGAUUGCAGCAGCUGUAUUUCAAGGCCUCGAUUCCUAAAAGCAUGGAUGCAAUCAGUCUUGUGUGUGCUGUGUGUGGAAAAAAACAUGUUCCUCCUCUUUUGUGCUUCUCUUCUGUAGUAGUUGUGGCCAUACUUUCUUCAGUGAAGAAAAAACACUUCCCCGCCCCUCACCCAAGAUGGAACCAAAGCGCCUGUCGGUUUCCGGCCCUCAGUGGGGAAGAGUUUGUGCAAGGACAAAGCCCGAGAGGGGAGGGAAUUGGUGGAAACAGACAGAUGGGGAGGAUGACUCAGCGCUUUUCUACGUGGAUGUUUUUCAUUUAUUUUUGUCUUCGCCCUUGCCUGCCUUCCCAACCCCCCCCUGCACAUGUCCAGGUCUUACCUCUAACAUGAACAAAGCUGUAUGAAACACUAAUCUUGUUCAGACUUAAAUAUUUGCUCGAGAAAGGAAAAAAAUGUUGUUCAAGAGAAUCACAGACCUUCUUAUUGUUGGAAUGUUGUUUUUUUUUUUAUCCUGUAUGUAGUUGAUCUGUGCUAAACAUGAGCCUCCCGCUUACAAAGUCAUUUGUACACCACAUAAGUACAUUUUCUUCUGAUAACCCCAGCAUUUUUAGUUUGUCCUGUUGCAAUGUAUAGUGAUACAAAUUCUUACCAUGUCUUUCACACUACUCUUUUAUCAAGGAAAUGCCUUUUUAUUUAUAAAUAUAGUUUUAUGACUUAACUUUAUGAGCCCGUGUUAGCUUUGUGUUUGCACAGCACAGAUUCACAAAUGGUUUAUUUUCUUACCUGAGGUCAAAUUAGCAUUGAACUCUUCCUUAAAAUUCCCUCACAUACACUGCUGAUCAAAAUCUUAAGACCAGUUGAAAACUGCUAGAGUUUGCAUUUUGCACAUUUGGAUCUUAAUGAGGUUUUAAGUAGAGCUACAAUAUGCAAAAACAAGAAGGGGGAGGGAGACAAAAAGCACUUUGAAAAAGUAUUUUAUUGAAAACAACAAUUAAACUGAAAUAGGCUGAUCAAAAGUUUAAGACCACAGGCUAUAAAAGCCAAAAUCUGCUCAAAAUGUUCAUUUUCUGUCAGGCAUUCACACUGUCAUGCCCUCCUGAUGGCUAAAGCUAAGAAGCUUUCUCUUUUUGAACGUAGUUAGAUUGUCAAGCUGCAUCAGCAAGGCCUCUCGCAGCGUGUCAUUGCUGGGUGCAGUAAAUCAGUCAUUCUACAUUUUUUGAAAGAUCCUGAGCAUUAUGGAACAAAAAAAUCAAGUGGUAGACCCCACCCCUAAAAAAAUCACACCUGCACCGAGCCGUAGGAUCCGAUUGGUUGUCCAUCAAGACACAGGGCGGUCUUCCACCCACAACAAGGCCCUUACUGGUGCCAACCGCAGCGCAAUAACCAUCACAUGGCAUCUGUGGGUUUAAAAAACAAAAAAUGAAUUCAAAGACCUCGUCUCCUUCAACGCCACAAAACUGCCCGUUUAGACUUUGCCAGGGAGCAUCAAACAUGGGACAAUGACAGGUGGAUACCUUCUUGUUUUUUGUAUUGUAGCUCUACUUAAAACCUCAUUAAGAUACAAAUGUGCAAAAUGCUAAUUCUAGCAAUUUUUCAACUGUUCUUAAGAUUUUGAUCAGCAGUGUAUUUGUCCUUUCAGGCUAAAAAUGCAUGCUUCUUAAAAAACGUUAUGUUUACCUUUAUUAAUAUUAAAAUGUUGUAUUUGUUUUUUCCACCGGGGGAAACCUCCCACUUCCUCAUCUGUGGUUUCCCAGUGGUCGAUUUUCUUUUUUUUUUUUCCAAGUCCGCAGUGGUCGCAAAA
This is a messenger RNA of Dunckerocampus dactyliophorus (ringed pipefish), 4287 nucleotides long. RefSeq names its product segment polarity protein dishevelled homolog DVL-3-like. The coding region runs from base 382 to 2439 and encodes 685 amino acids. The record is from RefSeq and is a predicted model, not a curated record. Gene Ontology annotation, cellular component: cytosol. Gene Ontology annotation, biological process: intracellular signal transduction; canonical Wnt signaling pathway. The transcript is spliced from 15 exons. NCBI's taxonomy places the organism in Eukaryota, Metazoa, Chordata, Actinopteri, Syngnathiformes, Syngnathidae. Gene Ontology annotation, molecular function: frizzled binding.